AUGGCGUCCGACGCACAAGACUGGUACUCUGAUGGCUCAGAUCCCGAGGACCAUACUACUUCGGAUGUCAUUGUGAUCGGAGCCGGCGUACUGGGCUGCACUGUCGCCGUCGCACUGGGGAGGCAAGGGCGGAAAGUCACAGUCGUCGAGCGAAGCCUGAAGGAGCCGGAUCGGAUUGUUGGUGAGCUCCUCCAACCAGGAGGGGUCAUGGCGCUGGAAAAGCUUGGAAUGGCCGAUUGCCUGGAAGGCAUCGAGGCCGUGCCGGUCAGAGGGUACGAGGUGAUCUAUCAUGGGGAACGUGUACAUAUCCCUUAUGAGUAUCCGGACAUUGCGACCGGGCAGCCUGAAGAGGACGCGAUCGAACCCAAGUCCAAACCGAGGCCGCAAGGGCGAAGUUUCCAUCACGGCAGAUUCAUACAGAAACUUCGAGACUCGGCAAGGCGGACGCCCGGGGUGACACUCAUAGAAGCGACUGCGAAGGAGCUCGUGCACAGCCGACACACGCGUGACAGAGGAAGGGUCAUAGGCGUCAAAACUUCGACUGCUGAGAAGGACCACAGCUACUUCGCACCUCUCACCAUCGUCGCCGACGGAUACGCUUCCAAAUUCCGCAAGGGCUAUGCCAAACAGGAUCCCGUGGCCAAGUCAAGGUUUUGGGGGAUCGUGAUGAAAGACGUCCCUCUACCCCAACCUGAGCACGGCCAUGUCGUUGUCGGCAACGGUGCGCCGAUCUUAUUAUACCAGAUCUCACCGAAUGAGACACGCAUUCUUGUGGACGUCCCCAACGAUGUGAAACCUUCAUUGGGAGAGAGCGGGGGCACGAAAGCUCACAUACGACGUCAUGUUCUCUCAAGCAUACCCGAAUCUAUCAAGCCAAUGUUCGAGAGGGCGUUCGAGGACGGCGGCUUGAAGUCAAUGCCGAACCAGUGGCUUCCACCGACCACGAACAAAACUCCCGGGACGAUCAUGCUUGGAGAUGCGCUCAACAUGCGACAUCCUUUGACAGGUGGAGGCAUGACAGUUGCAAUAAAUGACGCCGUGCUCAUCGGUGAGUUGCUGAGUCCUCAGACGGUGCCGGACCUGUCCGACACGGAAGCUGUGCUGGCUCAGAUGGCGAAGUUUCACUGGCAAAGGAAAAACCUAGACUCGGUCAUCAACAUCCUGGCGCAGGCCCUGUACUCUCUAUUUGCUGCUGAUGAAAUAGACCAAUAUCUGAAAGCACUGCAGCGUGGCUGCUUUGCUUACUUCCAAUUCGGCGGCAACUGCAUCAAUGGCCCAGUUGGCUUACUGGCCGGCAUCAUUCGCAGGCCGACUGUGCUGAUAUAUCAUUUCUUCUUAGUUGCACUCCUGAGCAUGUGGCUCCUGGUGCGUGACAGUAAGCCGUGGAUGAUGCCUCUGAGAGCGCUGCAGAGCUUUGUGGUAUUUGGCAAGGCUUGCCAAGUCAUAUUCCCCUUUUUGUUUUCGGAACUUCGGAGCUGA
Messenger RNA from Cladophialophora yegresii CBS 114405, 1479 nucleotides. RefSeq names its product squalene monooxygenase. The transcript has 3 exons. The record is from RefSeq and is a predicted model, not a curated record. NCBI's taxonomy places the organism in Eukaryota, Fungi, Ascomycota, Eurotiomycetes, Chaetothyriales, Herpotrichiellaceae. Gene Ontology annotation, cellular component: endoplasmic reticulum; membrane. Gene Ontology annotation, biological process: ergosterol biosynthetic process. Gene Ontology annotation, molecular function: squalene monooxygenase activity; flavin adenine dinucleotide binding. Bases 1 to 1479 code for a protein of 492 amino acids.